CUUGAAUGUGCAGUGUUUAUCCUUCCUCUCUCUGGUGCUUCUCACCCUCGUACCGUUUCACUUUCCCUUUCCGCUGCCCCCUCCUUCUCCCCGCCACCCCCCUUCCCUCGCACCCCAUCCCUCUCACGGCGCAGUACCUUCCCUCUCCCCUCCCUCACACGGCGCAGUACCUUCCCGAGCUCCAUUGCGGAGGUUGUUGGGCCUGCGCCAUAUUGGGCAGCCCGAGCAGAAGAGUAGAAAAUAGAGGCUCUUUAUUGCAAGCAUCGGGCGGUCGGAGCAGGCCGGGCACAGGGUACGGCGAGACGAAAUGUCGCAGGCAGUGCAAACCAACGGUGCCCAGCCCCUGAGCAAGACAUGGGAGCUAAGUCUGUACGAACUGCAGAGGACGCCACAGGAAGCAAUAACUGAUGGGCUAGAAAUUGUGGUGUCCCCCCGAAGUCUGCACAGUGAGCUGAUGUGUCCCAUUUGCCUGGACAUGCUGAAGAACACCAUGACAACCAAGGAGUGCUUGCACCGAUUUUGUGCCGACUGCAUCAUAACAGCCCUCAGGAGUGGAAACAAAGAGUGCCCUACCUGUAGGAAGAAGCUUGUUUCCAAAAGAUCACUACGGCCAGAUCCCAACUUCGAUGCUCUGAUAAGCAAAAUCUACCCAAGUCGUGAUGAGUAUGAAGCUCACCAGGAGAGAGUAUUAGCCCGGAUUAAUAAGCAUAACAACCAGCAGGCACUUAGUCACAGUAUUGAGGAAGGAUUGAAGAUACAAGCCUUGAACAGGUUACCAAGAGGUAAGAAACCACAGGUAGAAAACGGGAGUGGAGCCGAAGAUAACGCGGACAGUUCCCAUUGCAGUAAUGCGUCUGUUCAUAGUAACCAGGAAGCAGGGCCCAGUAACAAGAGGACCAAAACAUCAGAUGAUUCAGGGCUAGAGCUGGACACAAACAAUGAGACUGCAUCAAUGGAUUCUGUUUUGGAUGGAGCCAGCGAGAUUGAGUUGGUCUUCAGACCUCACCCAACACUAAUGGAAAAAGAUGACAGUGCACAGACUCGAUACAUAAAGACUUCAGGCAAUGCCACAGUGGAUCACUUAUCAAAAUAUUUGGCUGUGAGGUUGGCCCUAGAAGAAUUUCGAAGCAAAGGAGAGAACAAUCAGAUGAGCCUCAAUGCUGCGAGUGAGAAACAGUAUACUAUAUACAUUGCUACAGCAAAUGGACAAUUUACUGUGCUGAAUGGUUCAUUCUCCUUGGAACUGGUCAGUGAGAAAUACUGGAAAGUAAACAAACCAAUGGAAUUAUACUAUGCACCCACCAAGGAGCACAAAUAACGAGUUGGACCUUUCUUUUUAUAAGCAGUUUUGUUAUAUUCAGAACUCACUUGCAAAUAACGCACUUUUUAAAACCAAGUGUAACCAGUUUGACCCUUGGAUAUUACUCGAGAUUUCUACCACUGCGUACACACUCUUUUUUGCAGUUUUCCUUUAAACAGUGCUUUAAGGUAAGCUUUCAGCAGCAACCAGUACGAAUUAGAGGUGUGUCAAAUCUGUAAUAAAGGGAAUGUUGUGUGGUUUAAAGAAAGAAUGGUGAUUAGUAGCAAACUGACCCAAUCAAGGUACAUAUAUAUCUAGAUAUAUAUUACCUGGAAGCUGCACUAAAACAAUAAAUACCUAUAAUUAAUGCAGUGUGCAUGUUACUAUCCUUGAUUUUCCAUGGUUCAUCCUUGUAAAAGACCCCAAGCAGAAGGCGAAACCUGGGAAAGUGCACACCACACAUUAUUCUGUGUGUAUAUGAUAUAAUUAUAUAUAUAUUAAUAAACAUGGUGCAUUCAACAAAUUACCAGUUGUCGAAUGCAGGAUUCACUGUGUCCCAUGUUACAGGAGAACUAAAUCCUUACUAAAGAAGUAGGGUAGAAAUGUUGUAUGUGCUUCUGUACCAGCCCA
Xenopus tropicalis (tropical clawed frog) is the source of this 1930-nucleotide messenger RNA. RefSeq names its product ring finger protein 2 (gene rnf2). Gene Ontology annotation, molecular function: ubiquitin protein ligase activity. NCBI's taxonomy places the organism in Eukaryota, Metazoa, Chordata, Amphibia, Anura, Pipidae. Gene Ontology annotation, biological process: protein ubiquitination. The record is from RefSeq and is marked provisional. Gene Ontology annotation, cellular component: cytoplasm; chromosome; ubiquitin ligase complex.